AUGACCGACUACAAGUUCGAGGGCUGGCUGGGCCGCACUCCCGAGGCCAUCAACGGCAAGAUGGAAUGGGCCGAGUACGAGCCCAAGAAGUGGACCGAAGAUGACGUCGACAUCCAGGUCACUCACUGCGGUAUCUGCGGUUCUGAUCUGCACACCCUUCGCUCCGGCUGGGGCGCCACUCCCUAUCCUUGCUGUGUCGGCCACGAGAUCGUCGGCAAGGCCGUACGUGUCGGAAAGAACAUCUCUCACAUCAAGGUCGGCGACCGCGUCGGCGUCGGCGCGCAGGGCCGCUCCUGCAUGAAGUCAGACUGCCCCGAGUGCGGCAUCGGCAAGUGGAACUACUGCUCGCGCGGCGCCGUCAACACCUACGGCUCCGUGUACCCCGACGGCGAGGGCAAGUCCUACGGCGGAUACGCCGACUACAACAGGACCAACGGCCACUUCCAAAACGGCUGCGGUCCCGGCAAGAACGUCGGCAUCGUCGGCGUAGGUGGUCUCGGCCACUUUGGCGUGCUCUUCGCCAAGGCCCUCGGCGCCGACAAGGUCGUCGGCAUCUCGCGCCGCGCCUCGAAGAAGGACGAGGUCCUCCAGCUCGGUGCCGACGCCUACAUCGCCACCGCCGACGACAAGGACUGGGCCAAGACCAACAAGCGCACCCUCGACCUCAUCAUCUGCACCGUCUCCAGCGGCGACAUGCCCCUCCAGGACUACCUCAAGCUCCUCAGGGUCGGCGGCACUUUUAUCCAGGUCGGCGGUAGCCUCAUCGGCUCGCCCCAAGAGAUCCAGGAGAUGCUCGACUUCGCCGCCGAGAAGCAGGUCAAGCCCUGGGUUGAGCUCAGGCCGCUCAAGGAGGCUAACCAGGCCGUCAUCGAUAUGGAGGCUGGUAAGGCGAGGUACAGGUACGUGCUCGUGAACGAGAAGCACGCGAGCAAGUCGAACCUGUAA
Parascedosporium putredinis is the source of this 945-nucleotide messenger RNA. NCBI's taxonomy places the organism in Eukaryota, Fungi, Ascomycota, Sordariomycetes, Microascales, Microascaceae. The record is from the annotation of a GenBank genome assembly.